Molecule: messenger RNA, 237 nt
Organism: Dibothriocephalus latus
Lineage: Eukaryota; Metazoa; Platyhelminthes; Cestoda; Diphyllobothriidea; Diphyllobothriidae
Source: the annotation of a GenBank genome assembly
AUGAUUCAUUUCUUCUUCUUCUUUUACCAGGUGCUGGGCGUAGAAAAGUUUGUGCCACAGCAGCGUCGUGAUCAAGCAGAGAAGAGAAAGGCAAACACCACAGCCGCAGCGGAGACGGACGCCUCGGUGCCAAAGGUCUCCAGAGUUGAGGGAGAGGACGUUGAGGCUCCACCAGCAGCAGCGGUACCUGAAGGCAGCGAGGCGGAGCCCUGCACGGACGGCGGAGGCCAAGCCUGA